This is a messenger RNA of Chaetomium strumarium, 1337 nucleotides long. Its product is annotated as formyl transferase. Gene Ontology annotation, molecular function: formyltetrahydrofolate deformylase activity. The transcript has a single exon. NCBI's taxonomy places the organism in Eukaryota, Fungi, Ascomycota, Sordariomycetes, Sordariales, Chaetomiaceae. The coding region runs from base 332 to 1201 and encodes 289 amino acids. The record is from RefSeq and is a predicted model, not a curated record. Gene Ontology annotation, biological process: 'de novo' IMP biosynthetic process.
GCAUCGUGGCGGUAGGUGAGAGCAUCGAAUUUGAUAGAUAUCUCACUCGGAACCCGGAGAAAUCAGAGUGGAGGGUUCUAAUUACACGACGAGACUUAGGUGAGGUGAGUUGUGAGUGGGUGACUCAAGGGUAACCCUAACCCCAUGGGUCAAUGCUCAAAAGUCCAAGGGGGAGACAAGCCAAAGUGGACACCUCUCGACUCAUCCGAUUUUGAAUUUUGAAUUUUGAAUUUCAUCGGCAGAAGAAAAGAAAACUCAAACAUUAUUCAGGAACACUGCAACUAGGUGGGGGAACAAUCGGCAGGAAACACAGCGCCAGCAAUUUCAAACAAUGGCCAACGACCACAUCCUGACGCUGUCGUGCCCGGACAAGCCGGGCAUCGUGCACGCGGUGACCGGCAUCUUUGCGCGCGAGGGGCACAACAUCCUGGACCUGCAGCAGUUCUCGGACCCGACGAGCGAAAAAUUCUUCAUGAGGGUGCACUUCGGGCCUUCACCAUCAUCAACAGAAGAAGAAGGGGGAAUCACGGCGCAGCUGCGCCCGGCCUUUGAUGCGCUGGCGGCCGAGUACGCCAUGACGUACGACAUCCGGCCGGUCUCGCAGAAGCCGCGCGUGCUGGUGAUGGUGUCCAAGAUCGGGCACUGCCUCAACGACCUGCUGUUCCGCGCCAAGACGGGCCAGCUGCCGGUCGACAUCCGGCUGAUCGUGUCCAACCAUCCGGACUUUGCCCCCCUCGCGGCCAGCUACGGCAUCGAGUUCCACCACCUGCCCGUAACGCGUGAGACCAAGGCCGCGCAGGAGGGGCAAGUCCUCGAGCUGGUUCGGCAGCACGCGAUCGAGCUGGUCGUGCUAGCGCGCUACAUGCAGGUGCUGUCGCCGACGCUGUGCGAGGCCAUGUCCGGGCGCAUCAUCAACAUCCACCACUCGUUCCUGCCGUCUUUCAAGGGGGCGAAGCCCUACCACCAGGCGUACGAGCGCGGCGUCAAGAUCAUUGGCGCCACGGCGCACUUUGUCACGGCCGACCUCGACGAGGGCCCCAUCAUCGAGCAGCGCGUGUCCAGGGUAAAUCAUAGCAUGAGCCCCAAGGAGUUGGUGGAUGAGGGGUCGAAUAUCGAGAGCCAAGUGCUGGCGGCCGCGGUGAAGUGGUAUGCCGAGAGGAGGGUGUUUUUGAAUGGUACCAAGACGGUGGUCUUCAACUGAGUUGGGAUUGAUUUUCCGUUGGGUAAAAAAAAGGCGAAAGGAAAAGGGAAGUUGAUAGUUAUGCAUGUGCUAUGCAGAGGGAUUGGCGAGCGAAUCAAAAGAAAGGAUAACUGAAGCAUCCAUUGUGCUGAUGUAG